AUGCUCUGCUCCACCGCGUGCAUGGUUCUCGCGCAAGGCGCAGUCGGGGGCUUGUCGUCCGAUCUGACCAACAUGUCCUCCAACCGAGCCGUCAUAUUCUUCUAUUUCUUCGCCCAGUUCACGCUCCCCAUUGGUAUGUUCAUCAUCCUGUUCAUGUACGGCGCUGAGAUCGCGCCGCUGGGUAUCCGACACAAGGUGACUGCGAUGGGAGCGGCAGCCAGCUGGCUGUUCAACUUUAUGGUGGCCAAAGUGACGCCGAUCGCGUUUUCCAAUAUUGGAUGGAGAUACACAUCGUCUACUCGGCAACUAGUGCAGCGGGCGGCAUCGUGA
This is a messenger RNA of Aspergillus calidoustus, 330 nucleotides long. NCBI's taxonomy places the organism in Eukaryota, Fungi, Ascomycota, Eurotiomycetes, Eurotiales, Aspergillaceae. The record is from the annotation of a GenBank genome assembly.